Messenger RNA from Notolabrus celidotus (New Zealand spotty), 1358 nucleotides. RefSeq lists its product as uncharacterized. The transcript is spliced from 11 exons. The coding region runs from base 285 to 1307 and encodes 340 amino acids. Lineage: Eukaryota; Metazoa; Chordata; Actinopteri; Labriformes; Labridae. The record is from RefSeq and is a predicted model, not a curated record.
ACUACACCCCUGGUUCUAUCGAUUUCCAGGCGGUGAACUAUCGAGUAGCACAGCUUGCUCAAGAAAACAAGCAUGGUUCUUUGGGGACCUUUGAUUUUAUUUUGUGGCAUCGCGAAUGGAAAAAGGACGGAGCAGUCAGUGACCAGGCUGUGAAACGCAUCCCUGUUUCAGACAAGAUAUUCCUCCCCAGAGUUGUGGGUCAUUCCUCUCCAGAAACGGGGAACCAUUUCAUUCUUUGGGUACUUGACUUAAAAAAAAAACAGAUUCAAAUCUAUGAUUCACUUAUGCUUCAGUCUGAGAUCAGUGACGAUGACAUGGACCUCCUCAGAAAUGCUUUCAGAGUUUCAUUUGGUCCUGAAGAUUGGACUGUGACCUAUCCUCCACAGUGGAAGCAGCAGGACUCUGUUAAUUGUGGAGUUUUUGUUUGUUCUGCAGCUGAAAAUGAGGUGCUACAUCAUGAGGUCACUGGGGAGGCUUUGACCCUCAGCCAGUGUAGGACUCUUCGCCUGCACCAUGCCACUGAUAUGCUGAAAGAUGUCAAAGCUGAGGACUUCCCACCUACCCUGGAAGAAAUCGUAAAGAUUGAAAAAAAGGAAAGUAAACUUCAGGAAGCUGAAGCAAAAAGGCCACACUCCAGCAGCCAUUGCCUGGCCUGGAAAAUAAAGACCUGUUUGUUCCAACGAGCAACAGGGACAACCAGUGUUUUACAUGACCACAUAAAGCACUACCCAUGGGUACAAUGCACAAAGUGCAAAAACUGGCUGCAUUUUCAGUGUGCUGGUGUGGAGGGCGACUGGACAAACAAGGAUUUCUUUUGUGGAUGUGACCUUAUCCCUGAUGGAGACCUCAACCUGGAGUCUGUUAAAGCAGAAGACAUUCUGACAGAUGGAGAGAUAAAGGAUUUGGAAAGAAACCUGCAGAGUGGGCAUUUUCUCUCGAACAGAAUGUAUCUGUGGAAACACAGAGGAAUAGAUCCAGCCCUGAGAAAACAUUACAGUGAACAUGUCACUUUAUUCAAUGACAUGGAGGAAAACACAAUCGUGACAGACACCAUGGCUGCAGCUGAAUGGUGCCGCAACACAACAUUUGAAGGAGGUGUGAAAUUUCCUGUUGUCCUUUCUAUGGAUGAAGAGGAGCAAACACAAAUGCUUCAGGACCUGCGCAGCUCAGAAGGGGAUCCCGAUGAGGACUCUCCAAUUGAACUUUGGACAUUUGUGUUUGAAAGAAAAAAUGACCAUGAAAAGUUCUGUGCAGAACUCAUGGACAUAAAAAAGUACAAAGUUUUUUCAAAAUUUGAGAAACAAUGAUUCAGUAAAUGUUUAGAACUCUUUAAGAGUUCAGUGUUUUCAUAAAAGUUA